This is a messenger RNA of Spirometra erinaceieuropaei, 1967 nucleotides long. The record is from the annotation of a GenBank genome assembly. Lineage: Eukaryota; Metazoa; Platyhelminthes; Cestoda; Diphyllobothriidea; Diphyllobothriidae.
AUGCCUGCUGGCCCCAAAUCCCACAACGCAACCCACAACGACCCGAUACGUCCUGGGCUCUGCUCAGCGGGCACACCCCGGGCAACCGUCUCCACCGGCGGGCUAAACCAGGUGAGGGUAUCCGUGCGUGCACCUGCACUCGCAGUACUGCGGUCUGCGCUGGCCGGUGGAUCUUCCCGUCGACAUCGUCGUGACGAGGCUCUGCCUGAACCAUCGCAGGAGGCCACCAGGUAAGUUCUUCCUCAGGUAAGUGCAUUUGCUCUGUUUCUUCCUUUGUUUGUUGAAGUUCCGUGUCGUAUGCUGCUCUUGCUGCCUGCCCUCUGUAUGCUAGUCUGUCUGUUAAUAGCUAGAUGAAAGUCUCGAUGCCUUCUGCGACUGUCUGUCUGUCAACCUAUGCCUCUCUCUACUAAUAGCUAGGUGUUACGAUGCUUGACACUUGAAUGGUGCCCUCUCACUUCUGUCUCUGACUGAUGACUGUGUCUGCUUGUCGACUCUAGUUCUAAGUCCUAUAGCGUUUGGUCGCGUGUAUGCUCUCUCCUACUUCACUCCAUCACAUCACCACCAAGGUCCCAGGCUAGUCCGGGUCGUUCUCUCACUAACAAAAAGUCGUGGCCCAUAGUGGAGUCCGGCAGCCGUCUGGGAUAACCGGGCAGCCCUGUUCAGGGAUGCGUUGCCUGCCCUCGCAAGGGGGAGGGGGCUAGAAAAGGUGCCCUAAAGAUCGCUGGGAACCACGCUGUCUGUAGGCUGGCCGUGGCCGCAGACAAAAAACACACGGUCGAAACAGCCAAAACCGAAACAACAACAACAAUCACUCUCUUCCUCUUCCAGCCUAUUCUUCUUCUCCUACUCCUAAAUUUCAUCGCCGCAGUCGCCAGACUGGCAGGGUGAACCCGCUCACUCUGGCAGCCUGGAAUGUUCGUUCCCUUUUAGACAAUCUGAGGAGCAACCGACCGGAACGGAGGACGGCGCUAGUGGCACGAGAACUGGCGCGCUACAAGGUGGACAUCGCCGCACUCAGCUAGACCCGAUUCUCCGAACAAGGCCAACUGGAGGAGGUGGGUGCCGGCUACACCUUAUUCUGGAGUGGUCGACCCAGGGCAGAGAGACGAGACGCGGGCCUCGCCUUCGUCAUCCGGAACGGCAUCGUGGGGCGACUGCCCAGCCUGCCGCAGGGAAUCAACGACCGCCUGAUGAGCCUCCGUCUGCCUCUCUGCCGGGGUGAGGGCGAAUUCGCCACCAUCAUCAGCGCCUAUGCUCCGCCUUUGACCAGCCCCGACGCCGUCAGAGACAAAUUCUGCGAGGACCUGCACACCCUCUUGGCGACUGUGUCGAAGGCGGACAAGUUGAUUGUCCUUGGUGACUUCAACGCCCGCGUCGGCACAGACCAUACUACCUGGAGAGGAGUGCUGGGUCACCACGGUCUCCGCGGCUCCAACGAAAAUGUUCUGCUGCUUCUCCGCACCUGCGCAGAACACCGCCUCAUCCUGACGGACACCUUCUUCUGUCUGCCGGAGCGAGAGAAGGCCACCUGGAGGCAUCCUCGGUCGCGCCAGUGGCACCUGCUGGACUAUGUCCUCGUCCGGAGGCGAGAUCAGCGGGACGUGCUGGUGACGAAGGCGAUCGCGGGUGCUGACGGGUGGACCGACCAUCGCCUCGUCAUCUCGAAGAUGCGUAUUCGCCUACAGCCUCGCAGGAGACCACAAGGUAAGCGACCCCCAGGUAAGCUGAAUGUUGCUUUGUUGUCUUUGCCUGCUCACCGUCUCCAUUUCAGCAAUGAGCUAGCUCAACGGCUAGAUAACCUUCCUAUCGCUGCCGCCGCCGACGACGCCGCCGAUGCCGAGAACGCCUCCGUGGAGAACCGCUGGUGUCAACUGCGAGACACGGUCCAGUCGACGGCGCUCGCCGUCCUCGGUCGCGCUCCCCGCCAACACCUGAACUGGUUCGACGACAACGACGCCGCCAUCUGA